Molecule: messenger RNA, 4997 nt
Organism: Sodiomyces alkalinus F11
Lineage: Eukaryota; Fungi; Ascomycota; Sordariomycetes; Glomerellales; Plectosphaerellaceae
Exons: 1
Coding region: 282-4640 (1452 amino acids)
Source: RefSeq, a predicted model, not a curated record
CGGCGACAUUAUCCCUUCACCUUGACAGCAUUCACAGCUGGGACCCUUGUUGCAUAUUGCUGCCACUAUUGACUGCUCUUCCGAUAUUAUCUUGCAUUCUGAAACAUUUCUCUCAUCUCGUAUUUACCGAGUCCCUUAAUCAUCGCCUCCUCCCACCAUCAAUUCACCAACCUUUCUAGACUUCUACGCCCCCUCUACCUCUACUCUACUCUAAUCUUGCAAGUAAGAGUCUCGGCUCUAUCGUCUGUUUUAGCCUUCCGCACCGCUUGUGGGUCGUCGUCAUGGCGACUCCAAGCAACAGCAGCCUCACCGAUGAGGUUCUAUCCUCCCCCGAUCCCCUCAAUGCCUCACGCGACUCGGCCCUUCUACCCUCCUCCCGUCGCGUCACUCGCAGCCAGCGUUCCCAGAGGUUCAUGUCCCUCGGCCGGAGCAGCUCUCCUCGGAAGCAGAGCUUCUCGCUUCAGAUUGGCGAUUCCCGUACGCCGCAGCGCCUCUAUGUCACCGUCGAGGCCGAAGGAGGCGAGGAGGUCAUGGCCAGCGGAGGGGAAAACAUAGCACGUAAACUCUUCCAGCCACCGACCUACGACUUCGACUUGAACGCGCGCAAGAGUGGCGGCUCCACUACCGUCGCGUCAACCACCAGCGUUCCCCUUCGCGACGGGGAUGCCCAAGGUGCCAUCACCCCGAAGCGCCGCGGUCGCCCCAGGAAGGACGCGAGUCCCAUGAAGCAGACCCCCGGCCGACGCAAGAGUAAGACCGACGGCUCUCCGGCGAAACGGACACCUGAUCGAGCCAAGAACGUCAAGGCCACUGGAUCAGACGAGAGGUCCGCGCCCACCCCGAAGAAGACAGAGACACCCCCGCGUCGACAAAGCACCAAGGCAACGAUGCCUCAAGACGAGCAAAUAUUCAACUCAAACAAUCUAUCCCCACCCCAAUCGACUGCGACUGCGACUGCGACUGCGACUGCCUCCACGAAGCAGACCCGUAAACGCAAAGCGGAUUCGGCGGCCGAGGAUGAGACGCCCUCCUCCGCCCAGGCUACCAAACGGGCCCGCGGUCGUGCCCGCCGGCUGGCUUUGGUCCCCGAAGACUUCAACGAACUUAUCGAGACGAACGGUACCCCCGAGACAAGCCUCCGCCAGACCACACCGAACGAGAACACCAACCAUACCGAUCAUGUUGUUGUUGCUGCCAAGGACGAACAUGAGAUGCAUACCGCAGUGGAACCAAGAAUCGAAUACGAAGAUUUGCUUCCUCCGUUACCUGUGGAAACGGAGCAGGAAAGGGAACAGGAACCGUCACAGAAUGACGAGAUGGAUGGCCGUGUUUCUCGGGAAGCGGCUCAAGAGGCCAGAUAUACGGCGGGAGGGCCUUCCCAUGAGUUCACUCGGGAACUAUCUCAAAACCAUACCGCAUCUGAGCCAGACCUCUGGCUAGCAUUGUCCGACGAAGGGGGGCCCUCAGCCGCCGCCGAUGACGAACAUUCCGAACCCCGCCCUGGAGCUGAAGAUGAAGACGAAGACGAAGACGAAGACGAAGACGAAGCUGAAGCAGAGGCAGAGGCAGAGGCAGAGGCAGAGGCACUCGGCGAGCCUCGCUCGGAAACAGAGGAUGCUCUUGUCAGCGAUACCAUUGAACGUGCCUCGGAAGGGCUUCCCACUGACGACACCGUUGCCCAAGGCGAAGACUUCAGCAUGAUCUUCGCCCAUUCUAUUCCCUCUCUGCGUGGAAAUGCGAGCUUCCAGCCCCUGGAAACCCAUGACUUUGGUGAAGCGACGAGCCUCAUCAUCAACCGAACCUUGGAGGAACUCCGACAGUCAUUAAACGGAAACAAUUCUCAAGUUGAGGCGGACGCCGAAAGCUCCACUACCAAUCGCGACGGGGCUGGAGCUGGCGCCGGCGCCGGCGCCACUGCGCACGACUCCCCCGAAGACGUUUCCGCAAGCACCGAGAGCUCCGGAAGCCCUGAUAACUCCAUCCGAGAUGAUGGAGAAGACGACGCUAUUUUGAGCCCCGUGGAAGAUGACGAAGGUGGAUUCCAGAGUCCGUUCCGAAACAGCGUCGAGGGACCCUCACGGCAGAAUAGCCUUCAUGAGACUGUAGACGAGUCGCCUAUCAAACUUCCGGAACUCCCUCCCUCCUCCGCGCCGUUGCCCGUUGACGACAUGACGGCGAAGAGCAGCUCUCCCCUCCCGAACCGACUUACACCGCGGUCCAAGAAGGACAUUCCUCUGAGCCAGCGACUAUUUAAAUCCAAAGCACUUCAGGCCCAAAUGAGCGCCGCGGUAAACUCGCCAUUGCACCCCAGCUCCGACGCCGAUGUCGGUGUGAGAUCCGACGAUUCUUGGUCCAGCGUACCCGAGGACAUAUUGACGCGCAUGGCCCCAGGUUAUGAAUCCCCGAGGGGAGCUGAACCCGAACCCGAACCCGAACCUGAACAUGAACAUGAACAUGAACACGAGCAUGAGCAUGAAAAUGACCGUGGACAUCAACAUGCACACCCUCAACAGGACGCCAAGCCUGCUCCUACUCCCGGCUCACAUCCGGAGACAGCUCAUCGCUCACCCACUCUGUCCGAGGAAGCUGCCACAUACGCGGAUGAUUCCUUUUCCACCAUUCCAGGCGAGGUGCUAGAGAGAGCAGUUCCCACCUCACCAUGCUUACCCGAUAUUUCGUCGCGGCAUGGCGGAGAGCACGAGUCGCCCGACAGACUGGCGCAAAGGUCGCCCACGCUGUCGGAAGAGGCUGCUGCCUACGACAAUUCGUUUCCCUCGGUUCCAGAAAAGGUGCUGGAGCGAGCGGCCACCGGGUUGCCACUACACUCAGAUGCGACUGAAGCUGAAAGGGCCAUUGAGACGCCGGCUCAAGAUCGUCAUGCAGAACCUCCGGUCGAAGAGAAACCCAUGUCGGAAUCGAACCAGGUGGGCUCUCAGUUGUUGGUUCCUCGGUCUACCGAGUCUGGCUCUCGGCCAUCUCUUUCGCCCAUCGUCAGAGCUGGACGGGCUCUUCAGAGCGUGACAUCCGACGCGUCGUCUCCUCCCUCCCGACAGCAAUCGCUCGGAAGCCCUUUCAGGGCGAGCACCAACGCAAAGCCCGUGCCCGUGCCCGUGCCUGUGCCUGUGCCUGUGCCUGCUCCGGCCAUGCAAACAACGACGUCCCAACAAGGGGGUCAUGUAACAGAUGAGGAGGAAGAUAUCUGGGGCGUGGAGGCUCGUAGGGAGACCAACCAUGGGCGUCUCCGACAGCAACCUUUCGGUAAACACCGGACCGUGCAUAAGCCACGGCCACACUCUGUUCGGGCUUCGUCUAGCCAGUCUAGCAGUAGCAUGGACCAGAAGAAGCCAGGGAGGCCUGGUCUCCUGAAUCGUCUGAGUAUUCCCACUCCCUGGAAAAAUCAACAACAAGGCAAACCUGCUCCGACGCCCGCCACGGCCCGCUCAAAUGCGAAGGAUAGCACGUUUGGGGGUUAUUCCAUUCUAUCACAAAACAAAACCAGACAAACUCCUCUCGUCAACGCCCAGGAUAAUGGUCAAACGUCGAGACGGUUCGAUUUAUCUGCUUUCUUCUCGUCCCCCGCCCUCUUGCCCGGCAUGGAAAACGCACAGGCCGUGCUAAAGAGGAAGAGAGAGAGCAUGGCGGUACAAGAACAAGAGCACGAGAAGGAAGACCGGCCCUCUGCGAAGCGCCCGCACGUCCUGCAGACGACUACCAUGUUCCCGGAGGCCCGGCGCGACUCCCCGGCCGCCCCGGCGCGGGACCCAGUUCGCAACGGCGGCAGCAGACUCAUGUCCCGCGAGGACAUCCGAAAGUGGCAGCAGCAGAGUUCGGCGGUAGAGGAGUCCUCAUCCCCCGACACCCCGACGCGGAUCGUGCGCCCUCUACCCGAGAGGAACGCCUCGCCCACCAAGUCAUGCCUGCGCUCGCCCCUCAAGCCGCGCACGCCAGGGCGGGUUGUCGUUUUCGACAAGGAGGCUCUUUCGCCCGUUGAACAGGCGCGGGUGCGGCAGGAGAAGCAAGCUGCCGCGGCGGCUGCUGCUCGCCAGGCUGGGAUUGAAAGACGACUGCGGGAAUCGGCGGGUCAAGGUCAAGGGCAAGGGCAAGGGCAAGGGCCGCCCGUGGUGGUUUCAUUCGCGCCGCCGAGAAACGAGGACGAGGACGUGGAGAUGACCGAUGUCUCCGACUACGCGGAAGAAGAAGAAGAAGAAGAAGAAGAAGAAGAAGAAGAAAGGAGCGAGGAAGAGGAUGGUGCUGAGGAGGUACCCGCCCCCGCCCCAGCCCAGUCGACCCAGAGGGGGCAGAGGCUUCGGCUUUCCAAGGUGGUCUGGACGAGGGACCACUGGAUCCGCAUGGACGAGCUGGUCCAGGAGCGGCGCAAGGGACCGUUCCGGUUCGAUUUCCCGGCCGACUUCGAGUCCGAGUCGCGCUGGCUGGUGGGGCAGACCAUCAGCUCGCACGGCGAAAAGUUGGUGCUCAACCCGUGGCACCUGAGCAUCAUCGACGCGUUCAAGGUCGAUGUGGGUGGGGUGUGGGACGAGCUCACGCUGGCUCGGAGGCUUUUUGGCGUCAUUGUCGCCGAGGGACUGCGGAAGGAGGGGCGGCAGCCCAAGGUUCCAUAUGCCCAUCGGCGUCGGCGUUGAACUUUUACAUGCCAUGGGUUUCUUUUUUAUUUAUUUAUUUCUGUUCCUCUCUACGAUGAUUCUAUACCGGGCCAGCAUUGGGGAUGGAGGAUUGGAUUUCUCUGCAUGGUCAGGAGUUACAGCAUGCCAGCCACGGCGGAUUGCUGCCAUUGUAUCACCAGGUUACCAAUCGCCCGGUGUGUUGGAUCAAGGUCGGAAAGGCGGCCAUGGCGUUUUAGGGAGGUUUUAUCACGAUUAUGACGACCCAUAAUGAAUAUGUCGGGCGAGAAAGCCCUGAUUUGUUUUUGGUGCAGAGAGUGGGAAAGGCCUCACGGGGUGUGUAGAUCACCAGUGGCAUGGUCGCAACGACGUGUUACC